Molecule: messenger RNA, 1913 nt
Organism: Anopheles cruzii
Lineage: Eukaryota; Metazoa; Arthropoda; Insecta; Diptera; Culicidae
Product: juvenile hormone esterase-like
Exons: 6
Source: RefSeq, a predicted model, not a curated record
GUGGCCGCCGCCACCGCCACGACACCGAACACUUCUUGCCAGUCGAAGUUCCAACAGACGGCGCCAAAGAUUUGCAUUAAGGACGGUUGCUUGCUGGGGACGACCAUGAACGAUAUGAAGGGCCAGCCGUUCGAAGCGUUCCUGGGCAUUCCCUUUGCAAAACCGCCGAUCGGGAAGCUACGGUUUGUGAACCCCGUCCGAAAUGACCGCUGGAAGGAAGCGGUCUACAACGCGUCGACCGAGAAACCGAUGUGCCUCCAGCGGAACGAUCUGCUGCCGGGGUCGCCGGUCACCGGUAGCGAAGACUGUCUGUAUCUCAACGUGUACCGACCAGAGCGAUCGAACGACUCCAACAAAACCGCUUCACUGCCAGUGAUGGUGUACAUCCACGGUGGAGGAUUCUUCUCGGGCACGGCCAGCCCGUUGGUGGUCGGACCCGAGUACAUUAUGGCCACCAAGCGUGUGAUCCUCGUAACCAUCCAGUACCGACUGGGAGUGCUCGGGUUUCUGUCGACCGGCGAUUCCCUCGCUCCGGGCAACGCUGGGCUGAAAGAUCAAACGCUGGCGUUGCAGUGGGUGAAGGACAACAUCCGUACCUUCGGCGGCGAUAGCAACCUGGUGACGAUCUUUGGCCAGAGUGCGGGCGCCACCUCCGUUCACCUGCACAUGAUCAGCCCACUGAGCCGCGGACUGUUCACGCGAGCCAUCACGAUGAGCGGCAACGCGCUGGUACCGUGGAACAUUCCUACCAAAGAUCCGUUGGCAUUGGCCCGCGCUACGGCACGGGUGGUCGACAUUGCGGGUUACGAUCAACUGUCCACCAAGGCACUUCUGGCAAAGUUGCAAGACGUUCCGGGGGAGACGCUCGUUGAGAACAACAAGUUGCUGAAGAGCUGGUCCAUCGAUCCGUUGACACUGUUCCGGCCGGUGGUUGAAUCGAAGAACCUAUCGGGAGCCUUCCUGGUGGACGAUCCAAAGGAGAGCUGGCAAAAGGGGGCCUACCAGCAGGUUCCGUGGCUCGUGGGCUACGUACCGAACGAGGGAGCCGUGCGAGCAUUGGCGAUCUUCAAGAGCCCCCAGCUGUUCCAGGAGCUUAGGGCCAACUUCAGCUGCAUCCUUCCGAUCCUUCUCGAGCGGCCACCAUCCAAGGUUAUGAUGGAGUUGAUACGAUCGCGCUUCUUCAAUGACACCACGGACACGGAUCCGAUCCGACCGGAACAUUUGCAAGCAUUCGUCGAUCUCUACACCGAAGCCGGGUUCCUGUAUCCGAUCCAGCUGGGCGUGAAACAGUACGCCACACUGGCCAACACCGACCGGGCGCCGGUUAGCGUGUACCGAUUCGCGUACAAAGGUCGGUACUCCUAUUCGGCCCUCUUUGCCGGGGGUGACCUCGGCGACUACGGGGUAGUGCACUGUGACGAUCUGAUCUACCUCUUCCGAUCGCCGGCCAUUUUUCCCGACUUCCCCGCCGGUUCGCCCGAGCUACAGAUGGUGGACACUUUCGUGAACUUUUUCAUCGAUUUUGCCAUCAACGGAAAAGCCAAGUCAUUCGUCCCGCAUCACGAGUGCAAAAAUGACAACCAAGUGUACCAAUCCUUGGACUGCGACGUCCAAGAGUUUGUCCGGCAAAACGAUGAAGUGAGCGUGAAAGCGUUGAGUGGCCGCAACGAGGACAUGUUUUCUUUCUGGAAAGACUUCUACUAAAGCACCGCGCACAAAAUGAGAUACUUACCGCUUACCACACGCACGCACCCCCCCGUUAAUAGUGCAAAUGUAAGAUAAAACGUUCACCAUUUCGUCGUCCUGUUCAUAAAGUGUUAGCAGUAGAUAGGUUAGAAAUUAGUUUCCUUUGCGCUUUUAUUUUUUGUUUGGAGCCGGAAUGAUUUGCAAUGCUUAGAAUAAACGAAGAAACC